GACGCGUUUCAUCCUGUGGCCUUCACGCGUGCUCAUUGUUCUCCAAAGCUUAGAUGUCAUUUUUUCAAGCAAAGUCCACCUCAACGGCCCCGAAACAUUCGGUGGACCCAGCACAUCAACCAUGGGUAGAAAAGUAUCGACCAAAGACCAUAGAUGACAUAUCAGCACAAGAGCAUACAGUUGCAGUGCUGCGGAAAACACUGGGUUCCACGAAUCUUCCUCACAUGCUAUUUUAUGGACCCCCCGGAACCGGUAAAACAUCCACUAUUCUUGCACUUGCAAGACAACUAUUUGGACCCGAUAACUUUCGAAAUCGAGUCUUAGAGCUGAAUGCCUCAGAUGAGAGAGGCAUAUCUAUUGUCAGAGAGAAAAUUAAGUCUUUCGCCCGCCAGACCCCCCGAGCACAGGCAGUAGCAUCAGAUGGGAAUGUAUAUCCCUGUCCGCCAUACAAAAUAAUCAUCCUCGACGAAGCAGAUUCCAUGACACAAGAUGCGCAAGGUGCACUACGACGGAUAAUGGAGACCUACGCUAGAAUAACUCGCUUCUGUCUCGUUUGUAAUUAUGUGACAAGAAUCAUCGAACCUCUCGCGUCUCGGUGUUCUAAAUUCCGUUUCACGCCUCUUGACUCGACAUCUACUUCAUCCCGACUGUCUCACAUUGCGAGUGCAGAAAAUAUUGACGUUAGUCCCGAGGUCAUUUCGAUCCUGAUCGAAACAUCAGGUGGUGAUCUCCGUCGAUCCAUCACAUAUCUGCAAUCUGCGUCUCGAUUAUCUUCCUCCACCAACCCUCCAGUGCCAAUAACGCCUCACGACAUCCAGGAGAUAGCAGGUGUUGUACCAACGGCUGUGAUAAAUGGUUUUGUGAAGACUCUCGGCGUUUCCGUCGCUGAGGACAUGGAUGUAAAUGACUUGUCCGCAAACGGGAAGCUGAAGGGCUUCGAUGCCAUCCAGAAAAGGGUCAAGGGGAUCAUGCGAGAAGGAUACUCAGCAUCACAAAUACUCUCGCAGCUUCAUGACACUAUCAUUCUACACCCGACACUGCCUGCACGACAAAAAGCAAAGUGCGCUCUCGCCUUUGCAGAAGCCGAUAAGGCUCUUUGUGAUGGAGCUGAUGAAGAACUAUGGGUUCUCGAGGUUGGGCUUUGUGUCCAUAAAGCAGUUACCACAGCAUGACGUUCUGGUCACAUCCAUACGACAUUGACCAUGUAAUUAACCCAUGCUAGACAUGAUACAGU
This is a messenger RNA of Suillus paluster, 1234 nucleotides long. RefSeq names its product P-loop containing nucleoside triphosphate hydrolase protein. The transcript is spliced from 6 exons. Gene Ontology annotation, molecular function: ATP hydrolysis activity; DNA binding; ATP binding. NCBI's taxonomy places the organism in Eukaryota, Fungi, Basidiomycota, Agaricomycetes, Boletales, Suillaceae. Gene Ontology annotation, cellular component: nucleus; DNA replication factor C complex. The record is from RefSeq and is a predicted model, not a curated record. Gene Ontology annotation, biological process: DNA repair; DNA-templated DNA replication. Bases 54 to 1172 code for a protein of 372 amino acids.